This is a messenger RNA of Asparagus officinalis (garden asparagus), 2878 nucleotides long. Its product is annotated as E4 SUMO-protein ligase PIAL2-like. Bases 186 to 2615 code for a protein of 809 amino acids. Gene Ontology annotation, molecular function: zinc ion binding; SUMO ligase activity. The record is from RefSeq and is a predicted model, not a curated record. Lineage: Eukaryota; Viridiplantae; Streptophyta; Magnoliopsida; Asparagales; Asparagaceae. Gene Ontology annotation, biological process: protein sumoylation. The transcript is spliced from 16 exons.
UUAAUAAUAAUUGUAGAAAGUUAGCCCCUCUUCUUCACCAGUUAAAGGCCCUCCAAAAUUUAGGGCGGAGAUAAAUAAAAUAAAAAAUAAAAAGCAAAAGAUUCCAAAAAAAAUUUCUUGUAGAAGGGACCAGAAAAUAAUGGAGAAGAAGAGCCAAAACUAGGGUUUCGGCCACCUUUCGAUCAAUGGCGAACGCUUGCUCAGCUCCAGCAGCUCCUCUCUCUUCGACACCGUUGAAGUUCUCGUCGCUGUUGGAGGCCAAUUCCUAUCGCCUCAAGGCAAUCGUUGAGCGCCUAACCUACAUCAUGAACGCGAGAAGCGGAUCCAUUCGCUUUGACUCCGCUGAGUUCUUCAAUCUCUUCGUCGCCCUCGCUAGAGGGGUUGACUAUGCACUUACACUAAAUGAUGCUCCAACAGUCGCUAAUCGUUUGCCUUCAUUAAUUAAAAAGGCAUACGAGCGGAAACAUGAGAAGUCUCUUCAACCAGCUAUUUUAAUGCUAAUGAUUUCUGUCAAGAAUGCUUGCAGAAAUGGAUGGUUUACCUCUGCAGUUACUGAUGAGCUUCUUGCAAUGGCAAAUGAGCUUUCCAGCAGCUUUUGUAUGGCAUUGAAUUUCAAUCCUGGUGCAAGCAAUUCUCUGGAUGUUAUAUCGGUUGUUGUUUCUAGGUUUUAUCCUCAAUACAAAAUGGGCAGCUUGAUUUUUUCUUUGGAAGCAAAGCCUGGCUAUGAGAUUCUGAUGUCUGAUUUCCAGAUUGCAAGGAAUUUACCUUCAGAACAGAAGAUAACGUUGCUUGUAGUAUGUGCCGACAAUUUGGAGACAUCUUCUUGUCUUAUAAGCCCACCACAAGCGAGUUUUUUGGUAAAUGGAAAAGGCGUGCAGAGGAGAAACAACGUUUCACUGGUUUCUGUGUUUCCUGACAGUGGACCUCAGUUUCCAACUGAUCUAAGUAAAAUGCUUAAAUUUGGAACAAACAUUAUUCAAGCAAUUGGACAUUUCACUGGUACAUAUUUAAUAGCAUUAGCUUUUAUGAGCCGAAUAGUUCUCUCUAGUACUCCAAUACUGAAAGAUUAUGUCCCACCAGUUAUUGCUGCAGUCAGCACAGAUUCUGAGAUAAUUGAAGGAGCAUCAAGAAUAACACUUAAUUGUCCAAUCAGCUUUAGACGUAUAAAAACUCCUGUUAAAGGUCAUCUCUGCAAACACCAUCAGUGCUUUGAUUAUGAUAAUUUCUUGGAGAUGAACUCAAGGAAGCCAGUCUGGCGCUGCCCAUGCUGCAAUCAGUCUGUUAGCUUCAUGGACCUGUGUAUUGACCAAAAUAUGGUUAAGAUACUAAAAGAGGUGGGUGAAGAUGUUAUUGAUGUAGUUAUCUCUGCUGAUGGCUCAUGGAAGCUUGCGCAACAUAAUGGAAAUAAGGAUCAGAUGCACAAGGAAAACCUACCAGGACACAGAGACUGCGACAUGGAGCUUGUAUCUUCUAGAUCUGCAAACAUAGAAACAGUCGAUGUUGAUUUAACAAUGGGAGAAGAUGACCAAUGUGAGAACCAUGCACGUGAGAUGCAAGAAACAAAACCAUUCGAGGACAUUCAUCAUCUUCUAUCUCAUUACUUGUUUGCUAAUACUGCAUCCAGUGGAUCACUACCUCCUGCUACGCAAGAUGUUUCUGCAGUUGGAACAUCUGAGGCGGCUCUAUCUGCUGUUCAAGUUAACCCUGUUAUGACAGAUGCCGUUUCUCCUGCACAUGGAGAACCUCCGGCCAGCCUUCAAGAUUCUCAACCAAAUUUCUCUCUUCAGCAAAUGUCAGAAGAUAGACAACUUGCAGAAAAUAUGCAGUUACAACCGCACUUUGGAUAUUCAACAAUCAACCGGGUCAACAGAACCCCUGUUGCAGUUCAAGCUCUUCCUGUACAGUUACAGCCAUCUAAUUCAUUUAAAAGGAUGCGGAUAAAUGGACCCAGUUUUGCUACCUUGGACACAGGUGAUCCAUCAUCUCCCACACAUCAAACUUCUACUCUAGUGACAGCAACCUCAGAUGGAAGCAAUACAGCAAGCCAUGACGCGGAAAUACGACAUUUAUUGAUUUCACACCUAUCAUUGACCCAGGGUAAGGAUCAGCAGACCUCCCAGCAGAUUCAGAGCCUAAGGAUGCAACAUGGGGUCAGCCAACCAGCACCAAACCCAUUAAGCACAAGGACAGCAUCAAGCCUACAUAGAGUAGGAGCCUACAGAGACUCUCCAGUUUCCACGUCAAGCGAUCAAUAUUCCAACCGUAAUUUAUCAAACCUAAGAAGUUUGAUCAUGUCCAAUGGAUUUGGAUCCAAUCCAACACUGCCCUUGGGGGCAGCUAGAGAAUUAGCCAGGAAAAUAGCACAACAAAAGCUUCACCCAGGAGCAAGUAAUCCUCAAGCAUCAAGAGUUGGUGCAUCGAGUACAACACAGGCAGGUAAUCAAUCGUUGGGUAUCAUAGCAGAUCGACCACGUGAUAAUGAUUGGAGGCCGACAGGAAAAAUGAGGGGGAGUUUAACUGGUAGUGCUUACUCUGCUGCACUUAAUAAAUAUGCAACGCCAAUGGGUCAGGGAAACAAAGAUCCUGGUAGUGAACCAGGAGGGCCAAAUACUUGAUGUGGAUGACACUCUGAAUGCAGAUUUUAUUUGUUAUUGGAAUCUGUUCUAUGAGUAUUUCAUGGGUCACAAGUGUAACAAUGUAAAUAUGCAGUUCUUUUUAUUUGUAUAAUGCAACCCUUCAAGUCAUUUUUUCCGUAAGUUGCCACUGGUUCUGUGGCUCCUCCUUGUAACUUAAUUAUGUUAUAUAUUGAUUGUCUUUAUGGUUCUACUUUGAUGCACACGUACCGGGAUGAUGAUAUUCGAAUUUGACCGUCUUCUUA